Molecule: messenger RNA, 1749 nt
Organism: Eublepharis macularius
Lineage: Eukaryota; Metazoa; Chordata; Lepidosauria; Squamata; Eublepharidae
Product: vomeronasal type-2 receptor 26-like
Exons: 5
Coding region: 1-1749 (582 amino acids)
Biological process (GO): G protein-coupled receptor signaling pathway
Cellular component (GO): membrane
Molecular function (GO): G protein-coupled receptor activity
Source: RefSeq, a predicted model, not a curated record
AUGGACACAGAUAGCCAGGGUGGUGAUGCUGAAUACCUGUCCAUGGACCCACCUUUUCCCUCCACCACAGGACCCAGCAGUGAGGGCCUUGCCUGGUGCCUGCUCCUGCUGGCCAACAUCCAGACAUUGUGCCUCGUCCCCUUCCUGCUGGAGCUGUACGUCGGGGCAGUGCGAAGCCUCUGGAGGAGUCGCCAUGCCCGGCAGUACCGUGAGCACACCAGCUCUCUCCCAUUCUUGAAUGGCAUCUGCCUGGACAGGGUGGCCAUUCAGGCCCUGCGCAAGAAGUUUGCUCUGGGCAUUGUGGUAGAGGUCCUGGAGUUCUCCCAGUGCCUCCAUGGCUUCCUGAAGGUGAUGAUGGGGUGGCUCCAGAAGCACGUGCACUUGCCCACCAAGGAAGCCAAGCUGGCCCCCAUCCAGGCCUGCUUUGUAUCCAUGGUGGGAUUCCAGAAUGUGCUCCAUCACUUCUUUAGAGGUCUUACAUUUAACAACAGUGCUGGAGACAAAAUUUCGUUCAACGAGAACGGGGAGCUGGUAGCUGGAUUGGAUGUUAUGAACUGGAUUAGUCCCUCAAACAACACCUUUCACAGAGUGAAGGUUGGGAAGAUAGACCAUCGGGAUCCCCAGGAUUCUGAAGCAUUUACCAUUAACGAUGAAGACAUAAAAUGGCCGAGAUGGUUUAUUCAGACACAGCCUAUUUCAGUAUGCAGUGAUAGUUGUCGUCCUGGCAAUUUCAAGAAAGUGAAGGAGGGGGAGCCAUUUUGUUGCUAUGAUUGUCUUCAAUGUCCAGAAGGGAAGAUUUCAGACCAGAAGGACAUGAAUGACUGCUAUAAAUGCCCAGAUGAAAAAUUUCCAAACAAAAACCAGGAUUCAUGUAUUCCCAAGGAUAUCACUUUCUUGUCAUAUGAAGAACCGUUGGGACUCAGCUUAGCCAUUUUUGCUCUCUCUCUCUCUUUGAUCACAGCUCUGGUGUUGGGAACAUUUAUAAAGCACCGGAACACUCCCAUUGUGAAAGCAAACAACCGGAGCCUCACCUACACUCUCCUCGUCUCCCUUCUGCUCUGCUUCCUUUGUGCCCUGCUGUUCAUUGGCCAACCUGAGGUGGGGACAUGCCUCCUCCGUCAAACUGCCUUUGGCACCAUCUUUUCAGUGGCCAUUUCUUGCAUACUGGCAAAGACCAUCACCGUGGUGCUGGCUUUCAUGGCUACCAAACCAGGAAGCAGGAUGAGGAAAUGGAUGGGGAAAAGACUGGCCAACUCCAUUGUUCUUUCCUGCUCCCUUGUCCAAGGAGGCAUUUGUGUUGUGUGGCUAGCAACAUCUCCUCCAUUCCCAGAUGUUGACAUGCAGUCAGUGACUGAAGAAAUUAUAUUAGAAUGUAAUGAAGGAUCUGUGGCCCUUUUUUACUAUGUCUUAGGCUACAUGGGCUUCCUGACCAUUGUAAGCUUCUCUGUGGCUUUCCUUGCCAGGAAAUUACCUGAUAGUUUCAAUGAAGCCAAAUUCAUCACUUUCAGCAUGUUGGUGUUUUGUACUGUUUGGUUAUCCUUUGUUCCAACCUACUUGAGCACGAAGGGAAAAUACAUGGUAGCUGUGGAGAUCUUUUCUAUCUUGGCCUCAAGUGCUGGGCUUCUGCUUUUAAUUUUCCCCCCUAAAUGCUAUAUUCUUUUGCUGCAUCCCAGGUUAAACAGCAGAAGUCAUAUAUUUCUGUGCAUUGCAACGUUCCUGAAACUUUCGCUCCAAACAGUUCUCCAGUGA